AUGGGUUCAAGAAAGUCCCCUCAUCGUCAGACAGUUACCAAGAAGACACGAGUUUAUAUGGUUGAUGGCGUUCAGAUGACGUCAACUAGUCAUCAAGUAUUUGGAGUCAAGCAAGACUUUGAAUUAAGGAAGCAGCAGCUGCACGAUUUACGGAGAAUACAACGGGAGGAGGGACGACAGCAACGGGAGCUUACCGCGAAAGCAGAAGUACUUCGUAAUGAACAGGCCAAACGUUUCGCAGUUGAAAAAGAUAACGUGAUGAAGAAUUCGGAGGUCGAAUUGUUAGCCUUGGCAAGAAACCAGAAACGUCAAAUGAGAGAAGCAGAGGAUUCUCACAACGAAGAUAUGAAGCAAAGCCUUAAAAAAAUUCACGCAGACCAGGAGAAAGAAUUACGAGGAUUUAGAGAAGUUCUUAAAUAUGAACAAAAGCAACUCAAAAUUGAAAUUGAAACAGUCCCAAAACUGCAACGAAAGGGAAUGCUUCGAUUAAGACGUGAACAAUUGGAGAAGGAUCAGGCAAUAAGAGAAAAUGAUUUCUUAGAACAACAAAGGAGAGAACAAAGUUAUAUGGUUAUGAGAGUUCAGAUUGCCCAUAAGCUUAAAGUGUUACAGCUGGAGAAAACUUUUCAACAACAAAAGCAAGGUGUUCUUAGAUCUCGUGAAGCUGCUAUUUGGGAUUUAGAAGAAAGGCAGUUGGAGGAGAGGCAUGCGCUCUAUAAACAAGAAUUGAAGGACCGUUUCUUUCUUCAGCGAAGUCAGAUGUUAGCUCGUCAUCAACGGGAUCUAGAACAUAUGCGCAAGGUUAACGAAAUGAAUGAAGAAGAGGCAAUUCGCAGUUAUGCUAUUUACAAAAAGAAGCUUCCAAAAGACUUUAGAACAGAGUCUAAAACGCGGAUAGCGAUGUUCAAAGAAAGUUUGCGUAUCAGUUGUCAGGGCGACGACAUAAACACGAUAAAUGAGAAAUUGCGAGCGUUUGAAGAGAAAGAAAAGGUUAGAGUACGAAAUGCUAUUGAAGAUCAUGAAGCAAAAGUUGCUCGUAAACUUCGGGAGUUAAAAGAGAAAAAUAUGAUGCAGAUCAAGGAGUUAGAAGAAAUUCAUAAUGAGAAACGAAAAAUGCUUCUCGAGGCGGAAAACAGCAAACUUGAAAAGUAUGAAAAAGAAUAUGAGCAAGUGAUUGCUGAUUGGAAAGCGAAUCUUCCUGUUAGAAAACAGGAACUUGAAGCUGGAUUUGCUAAAGAGCUGGAUGAAUUAGAUGCAUUUUACAGGAAGGAGAACGCUCAACUGCAGUCGAUAACUUCGAAACCAAUUAGCGCUAAGGGGAGCUUUUGA
Molecule: messenger RNA, 1329 nt
Organism: Enterobius vermicularis (human pinworm)
Lineage: Eukaryota; Metazoa; Nematoda; Chromadorea; Rhabditida; Oxyuridae
Source: the annotation of a GenBank genome assembly